GCUCAAGGGCACAUCUGUCAGCCGCACUGCUUUCCGUACGCCUCUUGCUCCGGCCGUGAAACCUCGGGUUCCGCACGGUAGCUCGCGAAUUGCUGUAUCUUUGAGUGUUCGUUCGGGUCCAUUGAUGGACCAAGUUGUAUUGCGCGAAAGCAUUAUACAGCUUCCAGUCAGCGGUGCAGUCAGGCUAACACAAUAGUCUGCCUAUUUGAUGCAGGAUCCAAACAAUUCAACGUCCGAAGAGGCGGCCAGGACUGAGAAGUACAACAUGGAACCAGCUCAGCCGGCAAAAGAGGCAGCUACACAUUACCAGAGCAACACCCAAGCCCACACGGACAAGGAGACCGCUUCCCCAAACUCGGCGCCAACCAGCUCGGAGGAAGCUUUGCGCGGGAGCAGGCACAACAAGUCCCCUGAACAGCUGCAGAAGGAAGCCACGGCCAAUAUGGGCAACUGAACCAUUUCCACUGUACUAUAUCAUUCUUACUGUACCCACAUUCUGCACGCUG
Molecule: messenger RNA, 506 nt
Organism: Tilletiaria anomala UBC 951
Lineage: Eukaryota; Fungi; Basidiomycota; Exobasidiomycetes; Georgefischeriales; Tilletiariaceae
Exons: 1
Coding region: 209-454 (81 amino acids)
Source: RefSeq, a predicted model, not a curated record